AUGGCACUCAAGUUAGAUUUGGACAUAAGUGCUGCGCGUAAUUCUGUUGUAUUGGAAUGGAAUAAGCCACCGGAAUUGACGGAUGCUCUUUAUCAGUUGGAAGUGAAGGAAAAAGGGCGAAAUUGGGUGGUUAUUUACAAGGGCUUUGGAACUCGUUUUCAAGUAAACAAUUUAUCUGGAGGUUUCAGUUACCAAUUCAGAUUGAUCGUGAAGCCUCGAGGUGCAAUGCCAAUCGUAGUAACUGCAAGCUGCGUUAUUAAAAAUGAACCUCCAUCGAUUACACAGUUCCAACAAAGUAUUAACCAGAAUUUACCGGCACUUUUUCGCGAAUUUCUGGACACAAGACCCAAGGACAUAAAUAUCUAUAACGAUGUCGGCGAUUGUGCAUUGUCCAGGGCUUGCGCAGCUGGCCAUGCGGAUAUGGUCCUUACGUUAAUACAAAAUGGCGCCGAUGUGAAUUUACCAAAUAUGUUUAUGAAAAAAACUCCACUAAUGACUGCUGCCUUUCAUGGACGUUGUGACAUAAUUAGAAUUUUAGCGCACAACAAUGCGGACGCUAAGAUGAGAGAUAUAAAUAACAAAACAGCUCUCCAUUACGCGGUAGAUGGAUCUCAAAAUUGUGCCGUCGAAAUGCUUUUGACAAAAAAAUGGAGCGAUGUAAACGCUAUCGACUCGAAAGGUUGGAGUCCACUCAUGAGAGCUGUGAUAGUAUUUAGUAACGCUGAUUUACUUAGAACGCUUAUAGACAAUGGAGCAGACCUUCACAUGAAAGAUAUAACUGGACAAGACGUUUGGCAAUUGGCUCAUACAACAAACAAUUGGGAAGCAUUAAAAGUGCUUUCAUCAUAA
Molecule: messenger RNA, 849 nt
Organism: Adelges cooleyi (spruce gall adelgid)
Lineage: Eukaryota; Metazoa; Arthropoda; Insecta; Hemiptera; Adelgidae
Product: fibronectin type 3 and ankyrin repeat domains 1 protein-like
Exons: 1
Coding region: 1-849 (282 amino acids)
Molecular function (GO): protein binding
Source: RefSeq, a predicted model, not a curated record